Vigna angularis (adzuki bean) is the source of this 2087-nucleotide messenger RNA. Its product is annotated as glycerol-3-phosphate acyltransferase 1-like. The coding region runs from base 930 to 1952 and encodes 340 amino acids. Gene Ontology annotation, cellular component: membrane. The record is from RefSeq and is a predicted model, not a curated record. Lineage: Eukaryota; Viridiplantae; Streptophyta; Magnoliopsida; Fabales; Fabaceae. The transcript is spliced from 4 exons. Gene Ontology annotation, molecular function: phosphatase activity; glycerol-3-phosphate 2-O-acyltransferase activity. Gene Ontology annotation, biological process: cutin biosynthetic process.
UCCUUCUUCACUUCCAACCCUCUCCCUUUUCCCAAACCCUAUUUCUUCACUUCCAACCCUCUCCCUCUUCCCAAACCCUAGAAAAUAUUCCAUCAAUGUUGCCAUUUUCGUUGUUGGUGGAAGCUAGCGUUGGUGGGCGUUGCUUUCUGACGGCCAUUUUCAUCCGAAGGUGGCGACAUCUCCCCACCGUGAACUCGAUUCUUCUCCGUUCCCUCAAGGAUCACUAUCAAGAAGCCGCCAAAAUGAACAUGCUCCUGUAAUCUCUCUCUCACUCUCUUUGUCUGUUAGAGUUUUACUCUAGGUCUAGACACAACUACUCUAAACUCACAAGGUUCGGUUCUGAAACGCAACUACGAUGAGGAAGGGGUAAGCGUCUACGUCAUGCGGUUGUUGGCCCCCAAGGAUGAGAUUCUAACCUGGACCAACACUUAUGUCGACGUCUCCAAACCCUUGCGGAAGGAAUCGUUGAUUUUCCUCGUACGAAGGAAUAGUUGAUUUUCCUCUACGGUUUGUACGAGGACGAUUCACUCUUCUUCAGUCUUCUAGCUGAAAAUAUUAUUUCAUGAUUUCUGAAUAGUUUGUAAAGUUUGUAUUGAUGGAGCUAAUUCGAUCUUUGUUCUUCUCUUUUUAAUUUUGAAGGAUUAUAGGAACAUAAAUCUUUAAUCAGAAUGUAGCAUGGAUCUUGCUCUGGUGUUAAACUACUCCUGUUUUAUUUUAUUUUUGCAAUGUAAGAAGUUAUUGGCUUUUCAAUUUUUCAUAGAAGAACAUGCAUUUUUUAUAUCAGAAAGAAUGUUUUUAAAAAACUUGUCUUAUGCAGUCAUGUUGAAUAAGUAUUUAGGAAUGCAAUCUUUCAAACAAAAUUUGGUGCAGAAAAAGAGGAGGAAAUUCUUUGGCUUGGUCAAAUUUAAGUUGACAAUCUUUUUGAAGCUAUGCUCAAUGGUCAUCUUUGCCAUAAGGUACUUGGUUUGGUUGAAGAUGAAUUCAGGACUUUUGAAUCUUCUGUUGCAUCAGAAAUUCAUCAGGAUGUGGAUGUUAACCUGAUUAUAACAAAUUACUGUAUGCCAAGAAUGACUGGUUAUGAUCUGCUGAGAAAAAUCAAGCACAGAGCACUGAAGGAUUAUUUUGGAGACACAAAACCUGAUAUUGGUGUUGGAAGUUCUGCUGUUCAUGAUCAUCUUUUCCUCUCCCUUUGCAAGGAAGCAUAUGUGGUGAACAAUGAAGAGAGAAAGAACAACUUUAGCUCAGUGAUGCCAAGGGAAAAAUAUCCAAAGCCCUUAAUAUUUCAUGAUGGAAGACUAGCAUUCCUGCCUACACCCUCAGCAGCUCUGGUUAUGUUCAUGUGGUUUCCAUUUGGAAUUCUUUUGGCCAUUUAUAGGUUCCUUCUAGGCAUUGUACUUCCUUAUGGAUGGACAUUAUCAUUAGGGGUUUGGAGUGGCUUGAAUCUCCAAAUCAAAGGGAUUCUCCCUGAAAAGUCAGAGCAAAAGCAAGGGGUCCUCUAUGUUUGCACUCACAGGACUCUUCUUGAUCCUGUUUUCCUAAGCACAUGUUUGGCAAAGCGUUUGACUGUAGUGACAUACCGCUUGAGUAAGGUGUCUGAGCUGAUAGCCCCUAUAAGGACAGUGAGACUACCAAGGGACAGAAAAAAAGAUGGUGAAACAAUGCAAAGGCUUCUGAGAGAAGGGGAUUUGGUGGUUUGUCCUGAUGGAACAACUUGUAGGGAACCAUAUUUACUGAGGUUCACCUCACUUUUUGCAGAAUUGGCUGAUGAGAUUGUGCCUGUUGCUAUCAAUACUCAUGUGAGCAUGUUCUAUGGGACCACUGCAAGCGGGUUGAAAUGCUUGGAUCUUAUUUUCUUUCUGAUGAAUCCAAGGCCUAGCUGUUACAUUCAGGUUCUUGGAAAACUUCCCAGAGAACUUACAUGUGCUGGAGGAAGAUCAAGCUAUAAAGUCUAGCCGAUGCUUUGGGAUUUAGUAUGUUAAUUUAGUAUUGAACAUCUUUCUUUUUAAUAUAUGAAUAAUUAAUUGUUUAACAUAUUAAUAUGUUGAAUAAUAUAGUUUAUUUUAUAUAUAAUAUUUAGUUUUAUUUCA